Messenger RNA from Nymphaea colorata (pocket water lily), 1197 nucleotides. Its product is annotated as peptidyl-prolyl cis-trans isomerase FKBP53-like. NCBI's taxonomy places the organism in Eukaryota, Viridiplantae, Streptophyta, Magnoliopsida, Nymphaeales, Nymphaeaceae. The transcript has 7 exons. The record is from RefSeq and is a predicted model, not a curated record. Gene Ontology annotation, molecular function: peptidyl-prolyl cis-trans isomerase activity.
AUGGUUGAUGCUCAUAACGUAUAUUUUCCUCUUUUACAAUUUACAGUUAAAAGUGAAGAUUCAAUAGAUGAUGAACAACCUGGAAAGGUUAAUGAUGGAUCCAAACUCACGAAGCGUCAACCUUGUCCAGCUGCAGAGAGAAAAUUCUUAACUUUAGAAGACUUUAGUGAAGAUGAAGAUGGUUUGCCCAUAAGUACUGGAAGGAGAAAAAUACAUUCCAAAGUUGUUGAAACUAAUGAAAACCUAGAUAGGCAGCUAAGAGAGGAAAAUGUUAGAGAAAAACCAGCAGAUGAUGAAAAGUGCCAUUCUGCAGGUUCAAAACGGAAGAGCGAUGCUUUUGCGCUAGACAAAAAUCAGAAUAAGCAAAGAGAUUCAUCUGAAAAAGGUCUUGAAAAUAGUAGGAAAUCAAAGAAGAAAAAAGAGAAAGGGAUGAUAAAACAGGGUCCUAGAUCUGGACCUGUCAUGCCAAUUGAUAAUGCAUCUAACGAUGCUUGUAAUUCUCAAGAUCAAAGUGGACUGGAGCAUGGUGCUGAGGAUGUUGAAAAUGGUAACACUGCAGUUCCCAAGAGUGCAGCAAACCGCAGUGUUUUGGAAGUUGAAGAGGUUAAGAAACAGAAGAAUAAAACGAAGAAAAAGAAUACUGCUGAAACUGAUCAAAACAUAGAUACCGACCAGUCCAAGGUGGCAAGCUCAGGUAAUAAAAGAGAGUUGGAAGAGGUUGCAUUCUUGGAAGAUCAUGCAGAGGGGCCACCUAUGAAAGGAGCAAGAACCUUCCCAAAUGGCAUGAUUAUGGAAGCGAUAUCUAUGGGUAAACCGAAUGGAAAGCGAGCCUCCCCGGAAUGAAGGUGAAUUUCUGUACACUACAUUGGCAAGCUGAAGAAAAAUGGGUCAAUUUUUUAUUCCAGUGUGGGCCGGAAACCUUUUAAGUUCUGUCUAGGUAUAGGUGAAGUUAUCAAAGGAUGGGAUGUCGGAAUAAAUGGAACGCGAGUUGGAGAUAAGAGGAGGCUAACCAUCCCUCCAUCUAUGGGGUAUGGAAGCACUGGAAUUGGAAAAAUACCAGGGAAUGCUUGGCUGGUAUUUGAUGUUGAGUUGGUGAAUGUUCAAUGAAGCGACUCUUCUUGCAUUAACCUUGCAUUUAUCAAUGUUUGACAGAGUCAUUGUUGAAACCUGAUUAGUGAAAUGAGGUUUCUUUUUUGG